Molecule: messenger RNA, 1371 nt
Organism: Giardia duodenalis
Lineage: Eukaryota; Fornicata; Diplomonadida; Hexamitidae
Product: Cathepsin L
Exons: 1
Coding region: 1-1371 (456 amino acids)
Cellular component (GO): lysosome
Molecular function (GO): cysteine-type endopeptidase activity
Source: RefSeq, a predicted model, not a curated record
AUGAGACUUCUUGCCAUAUUCAUCUGUCUUGCCCUGCCUCAACUCAUCCAAGUACCUCGGGAAGAAAUCACGGAGGUUUCCUCUUCGGUUUGGGGGCUACUACGGACCACCGUAGAAUACAAGCUAUCCAGGAUCUUUUCAAUCUCAAUCAGUACCUCUGGGCAUUUAACUAGUGGAACCUGUAGACAAGUGUAUACUUUAACUGACCCCCUUUCAACACUGCCUGAAAUUCCAACCUCAUAUGACCUACGAGAGGCUGGAUUGCAGGUGCCGGUAAAGGAUCAAGGUGUAUGUGGCUCAUGUUGGGCCUUUGGGACAAUGACCCUUGCUGAAUCCUCUAUUAUAGCAACAAGAAGCAGAUACACUGACACUCCACAAGGCCCUUACUUCAGCGAUAUCGUUACUGAGGGAUCGGUUCAAUAUCUAAUGAAUACAUCGCAAUCUAUUGGAAAUCAGUUUUGUAACGGAGGCAACUUUAUAUAUGCUGCCUUUGAUUAUGCUAAUGAUAAUACACCAACAGUUGAGCUUCAAAGCAAUUGGCCGUAUACUUCAGCAAAGCUAUCAACCAACCCUUCCACAAUUCUUCAACAUGACCCCAAGAUACCCUCCAACGCAUACCUCAAUCCGUUUGCAAGGCUGAAGUUAGGAGGCUCUUGUUACAGUUCGUUAAUUCGUAUUUAUGAUCACUCUAGAAAGCCAUUCAACAGAUCGGUCAUCAAUGUCAUUAAAUCCUAUAUUGCAAGAGGCAUACCAGUUGUUGGUGCCAUGUUUGUAGACGGGGGCGGGUUGCAGGGAUCAAACAAAUUCAGUAGAUACACUGGAGGCCUCUUCCACGAACCUUGCUCUGUAUAUGGCGCUGAUCAUCAGAUAGUAUUUGUUGGGUAUGGAUAUUAUAAAGGAACUGAGGCAUGGGUUAUCAGAAACUCAUGGGGUGAAAAGUGGGGUGACUAUGGAUACUUCUACGUUCCUAUUGGAGAGGAUACCCUGUGCAUUGAGCACUAUGCAUACACCGCAAUUCCAGCGAAAAGCCACCUUGCUGAAGCCCUGGUGCCUACACUGUGGAGAAGCAGGAGACGGCAACUAGCAUUCGAGGAUGGAGUUUACAAUCCACCGGCAGACAAAUACAACUAUUAUAGUGGGAAGAUUGUACGAGGGUUAAACGGAUUGGAUUGGAGCGACGGGACAUUUACAGUUAUCUCCCAGAGGUUAUCUACAUGGACAAUUGUGUGGAUUGUAAUUGGAUCUGUACUAGGAGUCAUUGUUUUAGCACUAAUUAUAGCCUUAGUCAUCGUUCGUAGUAGGCAGAGGAAGCUUCAAAUAGUAGCAAACCUUAAGCGCCCUGGAGCGCAGUUACAAAACAUAAUUGGGUGA